GAUUCUCACUUCUGUCAUCUGGCAUGGGUUAAUACACCCAGGAAACAAGGAGGAUUGGGACCUAUGAACAUUCCUUUGGUAUCAGAUCCCAAGCGCAGUAUUGCUCAGGAUUAUGGAGUCUUAAAGGCUGAUGAAGGUAUCUCUUUCAGGGGCCUCUUUAUUAUUGAUGAUAAAGGUAUCCUUCGACAGAUCACUGUAAAUGAUCUUCCUGUUGGCCGCUCUGUGGACGAGACUCUGAGACUAGUUCAGGCCUUCCAGUUCACUGACAAACAUGGUGAAGUGUGCCCAGCCGGCUGGAAACCUGGCAGUGAUACCAUCAAGCCUGAUGUCCAAAAGAGCAAAGAAUAUUUCUCUAAGCAGAAGUGAGCACUGGACCAUUUUUCUGACAGGCUCCAUUGGGCAGCCAGAAGAAAAUCUCUUGUACUCUAUUCAUGCUUAAAAACAAAACUUGUUGUCAUCCAAGACAUGCCUUUCCUACAGUGCUGGGGGGUGGGGGUUGGCCUUUCUUCCACUGUUGGGAAUGGCCUGAGCUGUGUUGUGGGUAGACUAUAUGAUACACCUGUUGCAGAAAUCAGCCUGUUCUUUUUGUAGUAUCUAUUAAACUUGAAAAUGUGA
Molecule: messenger RNA, 615 nt
Organism: Microtus oregoni (creeping vole)
Lineage: Eukaryota; Metazoa; Chordata; Mammalia; Rodentia; Cricetidae
Product: peroxiredoxin-1-like
Exons: 1
Coding region: 64-366 (100 amino acids)
Biological process (GO): removal of superoxide radicals; leukocyte activation; hydrogen peroxide catabolic process
Cellular component (GO): cytosol
Molecular function (GO): thioredoxin peroxidase activity
Source: RefSeq, a predicted model, not a curated record